This is a messenger RNA of Cryptotermes secundus, 862 nucleotides long. RefSeq lists its product as uncharacterized. Bases 85 to 519 code for a protein of 144 amino acids. The record is from RefSeq and is a predicted model, not a curated record. The transcript is spliced from 5 exons. Lineage: Eukaryota; Metazoa; Arthropoda; Insecta; Blattodea; Kalotermitidae.
CCAGCAUCGUUCCCACUACAGACGUACGGCAGGCAUCGUUGCAGUCCACUCCUAGUCCUCACGAAGUCUCACAGACUAAGUGCCAUGUCCAGAGGAUGCGCACCUGUUCUGCCGCUCCUGCUUUCUACCGGCAUUCUGUUGUACCUCAUUUCGAUGGUAGAUGCAGUUCCCGGACCUCUUGACUGCAGGCGAUUCGUUUUCGCGCCCAAAUGCAGAGGAGUGGCCGCGAAGAGGGGAUUCCCGCCAGCAAAUCGAGCAGGUUACCUUCUUGAUACAGACAGGAAAAUGGAUGGUUUGGAAGAAGUUUUGGGUCUGUAUGCAACAUCCCAACCUAUUGCAGUUCUGCAGCAGAGUGAUAACAGAGGUCAGCAAGGACGAGGAUUUGCCACAAGAGGGCGUUCUGGUCAGGCGUGGAGCUCUGCUGGUGACCAACAGGGUUUGAAGACAGAUACAUUUUAUGACUGGUAUCUCAGCAACAGGAAACGAACUAGGGAUAAUGAUGUUACGUAUGACUACUAGUGUAACUCUCUCCUCCACAGCAGACUCUUUGUGUUUCACUAUGUCCAUUCUGUUAAAUAAAAAAUACACAGGAAGAAAAAGUGUUUCUGUUCGGUUACUAAUAGACACAUCCAAUGACACUGAAUUUGCAUUCUGCUGUCACUGUUGACUAAAUAGCCCUUAUAUAUGUUAGACAUCCUCGCAAGUGUUGCUCUAUUGCUUAUGCAGUUCUAUUUAAUAUGUCAUAAACCAUAGGUAUAACAGUCAAUCUAUUUCCUGUUUUGUUUCAUAGAAUAGAAAUAUCUUGUAAGCACUUCUUGAAAUAAAAACUAUGUGAAAUGUCAAAAUUUUAUUAUAGCCUGAU